ACAUAUGCUCUUCAAACCUUUUAACAAAAAAAAAACAUAUGCUCUUCUUGGACGUGAAAUAAACUUCCUUUAUUCCACUAUAAAUUCAGUUAAAGAAGAAUUUUAGUUAUAUGUCAAAUAUAAUUCAUCACAUAUGAAAAUAACGAUUUUGUCUUGCAUUAUUUUAUUUUAUAAUAACUUUUAUUUAGAAUAUAUAUAUAUAUAUAUAUAUAUAAUUCUUAUUGCAUUACAAUGUUAGUUAAAAAUAAAUAUCAUUUAUAUCACUUUAAAAUUAUAUAUAUAUAUAUAUAUAAAUCUUAUCACAAAAAUUACAGAUUAACAGUAAAUCAAUUAAGCUCUUUUCUUAGAGAUGUUUGUUUCAUUGGUUGUUUUAUUCCGAUCUUGUUAUCUAUAUCACCUCAAGUUUGAAUAAUAGAAUGACCAUUUAUUGGUAAAAUAAUAAAUAAAAUAAAAUAAGCUCAUUACUUCAAUUUAUGAAAUUAAAAUAGAUAAUAUCCGUACUUGUGCAAGAGAGCCAACUAAUAGAAUUGCCUUUAACUUAAAAUUGAAACAUAUUUUCUUGUAAACAAAUUUAUCUUUUAGUUUCUAAAAAUAAACCUUGUCCAAAUAGUUGUUGUUUGUCCGAAUCUGUUCAUGACUUCAUUGUGAUUUCAUGCGGCACAUAUGAUAGGAUCGGAGAUCAUUGAUUUAUCAUGUGUGUUGGAUAUAUAAAUUAGUACCCCUCUAAUGGAUAAUAAUUAUGUAUUUGAUGUAAUUAUUAACAAAUAAAACCAGGACGAAUUAGUCCGGUGGUAAACGGUUUGUGGCUGCAAGUACGGCCCCGGGUUCGACUUGCACUGGUCACCAGAGAAUUUAUAUGUGGACUUGCUCUGGCGCCUGAGACCGAAGACAGUUACCUGGCCAUGACCCAUCUUCGGAUGUGCGUCCGCGCCGCUAAAGGAUUCGGUCUCUAGUCUGAACCACCACGAUGGGGCCAGAACACUCGGUUAUCAAAAAAAAUUAUUAACAAAUAAAAUAAUUCACUUGAUAUAUAAAGUCGAUAAUAAAAACGUUUUAGAAAGCAAACCAAUAUGAUUUCUUGCAUCUGUAUAUGAUCAUAAUUUUAAUAUCAUGUUCCGUAUUAUUAUUUUUCGUGAACUUUUAAUUUUAAAAGAAAUCACAUAAACAUUUCGAGAGAACUAAUUAGUGGAAUUUGUGACACCCAUGUUAGUUGUUAGAUAUGAACCACUCAGCUAUAUGUGCCUCUACCACGUACCUUUAUAUGAGAUCAAUACACAUAAUCUCAUCAUGUUAUUUGUUGUUAACGUCUGAACGCGUUGAUUAUAACCAAACAAGAACAUGAAUAUAAAGAGAAAACGACUCUAAUUUGUCCCUAAUCAACUCCCAAGGUGAUGUUUGAACUCUUUCCGAAGACUGGUCGUCUUAUCCAACACUAGCACAUGCAUGCUCUUGUUUCCCUAUCAUCUCUUUUUCUUAAAAGUGACACUUCUUUAUUCAAUACAUAGGAUUGAUUAAUAUAUCUUGACGACUAGCAUAAUUAUUAAACCCAUGGAUUAUAUGUGAACCAUAAUCAACCACUUGAUAUUACAUGCCUAAUCCAUCACCAUGUUGCACCAUGGCUUCAUGCAUCAUCCAAUGUAUGAAGAAGAAGAAAAAAUACUAAAUCGCCUUCUUAAGAAUGAUAUGAUUCGUACCUAAUUUCUCUUGUAAACAGAUUAAUUAAAAGUUAAAACUAAUCACCCGAAUCUUACCAAUCACACUAAUCUAAUUUAAUUAUGGAAACAAAUAGAGCAAAAGUCAUGACCUAAGGAGGCAAUUUCGUGAAUAUCUCACAAACCAGUGGCAUUGUGAUACUUCUUUUACUAUAUAAACCUCGUCCCUUGCACAUUCUCAAAGUCCCUCUGACAUUUUCUCUCUCUCUGUCACACUUAACCGGAUAGAAACUACUUAACCGGAAAAUGGCUGGAGGUCUCGGAAAAUGCAGCAAGAUCCGUCACAUUGUGAGGCUGAGACAGUUGCUUCGACGGUGGCGCGACCAAGCACGGAUGUCUUCUUUCAGCCGAAGUGUCCCGUCUGAUGUACCGUUAGGACACGUUGCUGUCUACGUGGGGACCAGUCGCAGAAGAUUUGUCGUGCGUGCAACGUAUCUGAACCAUCCUGUCCUAAGGAAUCUUCUUGUUCAAGCGGAGGAAGAGUUCGGUUUUGUGAGCCAAGGUCCGUUGGUUUUCCCUUGUGAAGAAUCGGUUUUUGAGGAGUCGGUUCGGUUUAUAUCCCACUCUGGUUCGACCCGGUCAAGAGGGUUUACUUCUCCCGACGUUUUCAAGAACUGUCACGUGGAGAUCAGAAGCAAGCGUGAUCUAUGGAUUGAAUCUCGGCCGUUGCUUCACGGCGUCUCCGAGAAAGCAAUACGGUGAUCAUCACUUGUCGGUGACGUAUACUCGAAAAUGUAUCGAAGCCAGUUUUGAAAUAAUGGUUAUUGACAAUGAUGUUUAUUUAUUCGUUUCGUGCUGAGUGAGGAGACUACUGAGAUGAGUCAGACACGGUGGCGAAUACAAAGGAGGUGGCUGAGUCAUUCUACCGAGUCGUCCCGGGUCCGAGUCGGUGUUGUGAGUGUUGGCUGUAUAUCCACCAUUUUCAAUUAAAUUGUAAAUAUGAUUUUCUAACGAAUAAUAUGUAAAAUUCCACAGCAUUAUUAUGUUAAUGAUCAUUAUUCUUA
Molecule: messenger RNA, 2716 nt
Organism: Brassica rapa (field mustard)
Lineage: Eukaryota; Viridiplantae; Streptophyta; Magnoliopsida; Brassicales; Brassicaceae
Product: auxin-induced protein 6B
Biological process (GO): response to auxin
Source: RefSeq, a predicted model, not a curated record